GAGCUGAAAGGGAGGGAGCGUUUGCUGCUCAUUAUUACACACGGAUGUGCUGAACUGUCCGGUGACACAACCAUCCAAAAACACCCAACACGGCCCAAAGAGUGUGUCUAGAGUCAUCAGAGACGGUGGAGGUGUCGUGUUUGCUUGUUUUGUUGUAUGACAGCUGAAGAUUGUUGCACCGAAGGUGGGAUUUCUCCUCAGAAAUUUAUCUUUUUAUUUUACUAUUUAGGCACAGUUUAGUCCACAAGGAUGGCUUCUCGUAAAAAGGUGCUCCUGAAGGUGAUCAUUCUUGGGGAUUCUGGUGUUGGGAAGACCUCUUUGAUGAACCAAUAUGUCAAUAAGAAGUUCAGCAAUCAAUAUAAAGCCACUAUCGGUGCAGAUUUUCUUACCAAGGAGGUGAUGGUGGAUGACAGGCUGGUGACAAUGCAGAUCUGGGACACGGCAGGACAAGAGCGCUUCCAGUCGUUGGGUGUGGCUUUUUACCGUGGAGCGGACUGCUGCGUGCUGGUGUACGACGUCACAGCGCCCAACACCUUCAAAACCCUGGACAGCUGGAGGGACGAGUUUCUCAUUCAGGCCAGCCCACGAGACCCGGAGAACUUCCCCUUUGUAGUGCUCGGCAACAAAAUCGACUUGGAGAACAGACAGGUGACAACGAAACGAGCCCAGGCGUGGUGUCAGAGCAAAAGCAAUAUCCCAUACUUCGAGACCAGCGCAAAAGAGGCCAUCAACGUGGACCAAGCUUUCCAAACGAUCGCUCGCAACGCCCUCAAACAGGAGUCUGAGGUGGAGACAUACGACUUCCCAGACCAGAUUAAACUGAGAGAUGACAGACCUGUGUCCUCUGGUGACAGCUGCAGCUGCUGAGAUGGGACGCGAGGAGACGAGAGGAGCAGAGACGCAGGGGGAAAGCCAGCGCGGGGGCGGACCGAUCCCGAUAGUGCAAAGCAUUCAGAAGAAAACACUUUUUUUUCCAAACUUGUAUGUAAAGAACUGUUAGGAAUUUAAAGAAGCUCCCUGCCACAUUAUCAGUUUUAAUAUAACUACAUUUAAGGAUAUUAUUUCUAUGAGAAAGAAAUGAUAGUUAUUCUAUUAUUUACAAGUGAUUUAUUUUUUUUUGUUCUUUUUGCAUUGUCUUCUAUAGUGUAUUCUUUCAUCCAUGCAGAAUAUAGUCUUUUAGACUCGUCUCCUGCUUGUAUGUCCGUGCCUUUUUUUUUUUUUAGGAUGUAGAAGCUGUCACACUUCCUUUAUAAUUCCUUAUUUUUUGCCAAAUUCUUUAACAUUAACCUUUAUUGAUUAUUUAACUAAAUCUGCACUGCAUAAAUAGCCCAACAUGUCAUGAUAUCUAAAUCUUGAGCAUGAUUUAAGAGUUUAUCAGCUGCCAAGACCAGAAAGAAAAAAAGGUUUGUGCCUAGAGAAACUCACACACACGAUUCCUUCUUCAGUAUAGGAGGCUGAAUAGCUUUGGUGGUGGUGUCGAAUGAAAAUCUUUGGGGAUCUGGGAGCUCACAAAGUAUUAAGUGCAAUCAUUUUAACCCUGCAACAUGUUUCUUUCUCUUGACUGAAAGCGUUUCCCCAGUUAUAGUGUAUGAAUGUAACAAAUUAAUGAUUAAUUCCUGUCUCCUGCAAACAUGUUUUGAUCUCAUGCUUGGUUUACAUUUCAAUGUUCAUACAUUUUUAAUAGGCUCAUCUCAUUGAGCAAAUUAUGGGUAUGAAUCAUGUAGGUCAAUAAAGGCACAAAAUGUAAGAUGAAAUCAGAGAGUUCUGACAAACCCGUGAAUCCAUGUGAUUUUUUUUUUUUUUUUUAACGUCUUUAUUUCGAUCAACCAGUAUUGUAGAUGAUUGUUUGAAAACUCCAAGUGAUGUCUACCAAUAGAAACCAAGAUCUGUCCCUCUUUUAUAAAACAAUGACCUUUCCUUGACCACUUAAAUCAUCUCUCAGUAUUGUUUUCUCAACAGUGCUCCAAUAAUAAAUCUUUAUUCAAAUGACGAAA
Pimephales promelas (fathead minnow) is the source of this 1994-nucleotide messenger RNA. Its product is annotated as ras-related protein rab7. Gene Ontology annotation, cellular component: late endosome; phagocytic vesicle; lysosome. Gene Ontology annotation, biological process: endosome to lysosome transport; phagosome-lysosome fusion. Gene Ontology annotation, molecular function: GTPase activity; GTP binding. Lineage: Eukaryota; Metazoa; Chordata; Actinopteri; Cypriniformes; Leuciscidae. The record is from RefSeq and is a predicted model, not a curated record.